Molecule: messenger RNA, 1725 nt
Organism: Eruca vesicaria subsp. sativa (arugula)
Lineage: Eukaryota; Viridiplantae; Streptophyta; Magnoliopsida; Brassicales; Brassicaceae
Source: the annotation of a GenBank genome assembly
AUGGCAGACAACGGAGACGAGGCUAGGGUUUCUACAUCCAACGAUGCUUCUCAAACGAGACAAAGGAGAAAGAGAAAGUGGGACCAGCCAGCGGAGCAGCUAGUUGCAGCUGGAGUUGUGAUUCCUCGAUUAGGCAAUGCUCUCAAUGUUCAAACUCUGCCUCCUCAACCACUUCCUAAACUCAUUCAAGAUGAGUUGGCCAUAGCUAGAGAAAUCGUUAUCAAUGAUGCUGAGGCUUCUCUCAGGCACAAGCUUACUAAACGCUCUACUCAAGAAGAUAUUCAGAGGUCUACUGGUGCUGUGGUGAUUACUAGGUUUGUUCAACAUCUAACGCACAGAGUUUUUAUUUUCUACAAUAAAUCUUUUCUAUAUUGGAUUGAUGAAUUUUCUUCUUGCAGGGGCAAAUAUCGUCCUCCCAAUGCACUUCCUGAUGGUGAAAAGCCAUUAUAUCUUCACAUAUCUGCUGCUGCCCAUUUAAAAGAGACUACAGAGCGAAUUUUAGCAGUUGAUCGUGCAGCAGCUAUGAUUGAGGAGAUGAUGAAACAGAAAACAAACUCACAUGUUGGGUUGGUUGGUUCUCAGACGGUCAAGAUGCUGAACACAUGCGUUUAUUUGGGUUUCGAAGCUGACCCAUCAUCUAAUGUUGCUGCUCGUAUUCGUGGGCCUAAUGAUCAGUAUAUAAAUCACAUUAUGAAUGAAACAGGAGCAACCGUUGUACUAAGAGGGCGUGGUUCUGGGAGCCUUGAGAAUCUACCUAGUGAAGGAGCACAGCAACCAUUGCAUCUAUUAUUGUCUAGCACCAAUCCUAAGAGCAUUGAGGAUGCAAAACGUUUAGCUGAGAAUCUCAUGGAUACAAUCAGUGUAGAAUUCGGGGCUUCAAGGGUUUCCUCAAGCAAGGUGUAUGGUGCUGUACCACCACCACAGCAACUGCUUGCUGGAGCUCCAAAUUCCGGAGAUGCGCAAAAGCCAAAUUUGAGUUCAGCAUAUGGUUUGAUGACAUCGCCACCUAUCAUAUCAACGCCAAAUGCUGUUAAUCCGUUUCCAGUUCCUCCAGCAACAACUCUGUAUCCUCACUUUCCAGUGUUGCAGCCUCCAGGGAUCUCAAAUGGUGGGCACUUGCGACCGAGUCCAGUCAGUUACCUACAACCUGUGGCUGCUGGAACUAGCUACAGUGGGUAUGCCGGAAUAUACCCUCAAGCCACUCCACUUCAACAAGUUGCUCAAGUCCUUCAGCAAUCUGUUUCUCCAGUUAUCUCCACUGUGCCCCCUACUUUGUUGACAGCUGCGUCCUUAUCAAUGCCAAGUGAUAUUUCAAGUAAGGAAAAGGAAAGGCGUCCACCCCAAAAGCGAAAGUUUCAGGAGCUACCUGCUGAUUGUAAAGUCCCGGCAAAAUCCAAAGAGUCAGAGUUAGCAGUGGCAGGUGAAGUUGCUCUAAAGAAUACAGUUGAGGCAACAGCAAAUGAAGUGCGAUCACUGCCUUCGCCACGAUCCAUGAUGCCUCCUCCUCCACCAAAGACCAUCCCACCACGACCUCCUAGGGCUGUGUCUCCUCCAUCAUCGAGAGCCAUGCCUCCUCCACCACCGCGAUUUACACCACCAAAACAACCUCAAGCUCCUAGAUUACAGGACGACCAAAUUACUAUAAAGAAACCAAAUCCAGUUCCAGAUACUUUGAUAAAACUGAUGGAGUAUGGAGAUGAUGAAGACGAAGAUGAUGAGGAGUAA